CUAUUCGGCGGGAGCAGAUUUAAAACACAACCACAAUGACACCUCCCAUUUAUGACGACCCUUGAGUGGCCACUAUCAUCCGACUUCGUGCCCUAUCCAGGGAUACAAAGGCGAACGCAGUCUAUUAUUCUCCGGUUGCUUCGUGGCUCUGCCACAUCACACCCUCGUCGUACCUUCACCUCCACUUCCGAACCAGGUAGGUUCUAUUCUCCUUGACAUAUCAUUGCAGACAUGCUUCCAUCCUACUUAAAACGUGGAAUUGGCGUGUAGGUACCUCUCAAGUCUCCUUUUAACUCCCAGGAUAUGUGCAUCGUUAUUUCCUCCAUCGACCAGCACCUGAUGUCGCUCCAAUAUUUUGACGCCGGCACUCAAGACGACACAGCACAUGAACUCUCGCACCUCGCCGUGCGGAUCAGCGACCUUCAGUCCGCCCAUGAUGACAUGGCACGAGUUUUAAAGAAUCUCAAGGUCACGGCUGCGCGUAUCCAAAAUUCCAAAGCUCCUGUGUCGCGACUACCUUCGGACGUGCUAUCCUUAAUAUUCGAAGAAUGUCACCAGUCAAACCCUCAGUGGACUGGCGUCCUCUGUCUCCUCGGCCAGCUUCCCAUCGAGGUGCGCUUGUCCCAUGUCUCAAGCCAGUGGCGGGAGGUCGCGCUCGCCACUCCGUCUCUCUGGUCGUCUAUACGAUUCCCGUUCGAACAGAGGGAGGAUUCCCUGAUCGAGUAUCUCGAACGGUCUAGGGGUGGGCUUCUCGAUGUAUACCUAGGGCCCUGGGCCAAAUAUCCCAAUCUGGAACGGGCUUUAACGACAGUGCUUAUACCUCAUCUCCGCCGUUUUCAACAACUCGUCCUAGAAGCCAUUUCACGCGAAACCCUCACCACGUUGCUGAGCGCAUUCCAAGAUCAAUCGGCUCCCGCAUUGCGGCGAUUGAGGGUCAUGUGCAGGGGCACUAUUGUCACACCCGGGCCACUGACGGGAGCCCCCAUUUUCAGCAAAGGAGCUCCCUUACUCACGGACGUCCGUUUGGAUAAUGUCGCAGUUACCCUCCCUAGCCCUGUAGCAACGACGCUAUCCUUUUCCGCUUAUCCUGGGCCUCAGUUUCCCAUGACUAGGGAGGGGUUUUAUCGGACACUGUCAGCUUGUCCGUCCCUUUCCACUCUUCACCUUCGUGGCUUCGUCGAACUUGCCAGUCAAACACCAGUCUUCCCCGUACAUCUUCCCCAUUUACGUGAGUUGAUCGUAAACGGACGUGUGCUUGCCAAUGGGCUCCGUCUCUUCGACAUCAUCUCCGCGCCGAAUGUGGAAAUACUCGUUCUGGAAGACGUGAAAGCCCAUGCCCUCGCCUGGAUUCACCGCUAUAUCGCAUGCGCUUACCCCCAUGCAUUCCAGUCGUUGCACACGCUACGAUAUAUUCGAUGCGAUUUUGGGGGUGUGGAUAUGGACGUACACUUUCUCCGAGCGACGCCGGCGGUCUCGGACCUCGUGCUUUCGGUUGACAGACACAUGCGCCUCAUCCGCUUGCUUACCAACAGCGAUAAACAGGCCGCCGUGUGUGGGUGUCCCCCUAUGUGGCCAAAUCUCCGCACGAUCACAUUACAUACGCAAGGCUACACAGGGAACGUCGUCGGUACGGGUGUACCACUGAACGAGCCAUCUCCAACAAUGGCGCUUAUCCAGGAAUUCGUCGCGUGUCGGAACAUACUCGGUAAACCCAUUUCAGUCCUUCGCUUCAAAGGCCACAACGCUAGCCCGUUCAAUAACGAGUUUCUGUGGGGACUAACCCAAAUGAAGCAGUAUGUCGCCACAGAAGUAGUCCAGAGCCCAAUGCCUGCUAUGCUAGCCGAUGGCGGAUAUGUCGCGGAUUGGGGCGCUUCGGUGGACGCAUACAGUGCACAGCUGAGACAGUUUCUAGCUCAAAUGUCUCUUAUUCGGCAACAGAUAUCACCAGUGCUACCACCGAAUUUUAAUAUCCAGCAUUUACGGCGCAGGUUAGGUGUUCCGACAUAACAUGACGCCCAAGUGAUAUCGGAUUGCACCUUGGGAGGCGAGUAUGUAUUACCCCGAUGUUUAUGAUGUUCGUCACUGCAGAA
Molecule: messenger RNA, 2090 nt
Organism: Pisolithus orientalis
Lineage: Eukaryota; Fungi; Basidiomycota; Agaricomycetes; Boletales; Pisolithaceae
Exons: 2
Coding region: 304-2007 (567 amino acids)
Source: RefSeq, a predicted model, not a curated record